CAACUGCGAAAAGAUUCGUCUACUCCUUCGUUUUCUCUUCGGAUAUUCGACCGUAAUAGGUCGAUCGUUACUGCAAAAAUCCCGAGGGGAGAGCUGUGACUGUUACACCUGACAAUGGGUGUCGGGAACUUGCUUUUCUUGCUCGCUGCCCUCCUCCGCGUCGCUAGGCCAGAUCUGCUGGCUUGCUGCAGCAACGCUAACUCGGAUCAGCUCUGUCACAGUAUUUGCACGGCA
Molecule: messenger RNA, 234 nt
Organism: Geodia barretti
Lineage: Eukaryota; Metazoa; Porifera; Demospongiae; Tetractinellida; Geodiidae
Source: the annotation of a GenBank genome assembly